Molecule: messenger RNA, 2230 nt
Organism: Tachysurus vachellii
Lineage: Eukaryota; Metazoa; Chordata; Actinopteri; Siluriformes; Bagridae
Gene: tnfaip8l1
Product: tumor necrosis factor, alpha-induced protein 8-like 1
Exons: 2
Coding region: 300-860 (186 amino acids)
Biological process (GO): regulation of apoptotic process
Cellular component (GO): cytoplasm
Source: RefSeq, a predicted model, not a curated record
CUUUUUCGUUAAAGGUGGAGUCAUGUAACACAAACUCCUGUAACCGAUCCGAAGAGGCAGAGGACGGACGACAACUUCUUUAAUUAUUCACAAGGACAGUGAAAUAGCUUUACAGAUUUCUCCACUGGGGAUUUUCUCGUCGCUAAAGCUUUGUUAGAAGGUUUAGUUGCCGUUGUUUAUUUGUAAAAUCAAUGUUUAUAAGAGGUCUUGUGAGAUGAGAUGGCUGCCACGAACUGGUGCUUGUAGAUGGAGAUUUGAGGAACCGGGGUUGCUGAGUGGAUCACGGAUUUGACGAAAACAUGGACUCUUUCAGCACUAAGAACCUGGCCCUGCAGGCCCAGAAGAAGCUCAUGAGCAAGAUGGCUACGAAGACAGUGGCCAACCUGUUCAUCGAUGACACGAGCAGCGAGGUGCUGGAUGAGUUGUACCGUGUGACCAAGGAGUACACGCGCAACCGCAAGGAAGCACAGAAGAUAAUCAAGAACCUCAUCAAGAUCGUGGUCAAAUUGGGCGUGCUGUACCGCAAUGGGCAGUUUAACAGCGAGGAGCUUCUGCUUGUUGAGCGCUUCCGCAAAAAGGUGCACACACUGGCCAUGACUGCAGUCAGCUUCCACCAGAUCGACUUUACCUUUGACCGACGUGUCAUGAGCAGUCUCCUAAACGACUGCCGCGAGCUGCUGCACCAGGCUAUCAACAGGCACCUCACAGCCAAAUCACAUGCCCGUGUCAACCACGUCUUCAACCACUUCUCCGACUGUGAUUUCCUGGCAGCUCUCUACGGCCCUUCCGAGAUCUACCGUGGACAUCUGCAGAGGAUCUGUGAUGGUGUGAAUAAAAUGCUGGAUGAAGACAACCUUUGAUCCUUAAUUUUUGUCUCCCUGAGCCCUUAUAUUUUGUCGGGGUUUUUAUUGUAUGUGAAUAUUUUCACAUUUCUAUUAUCUGUUUUUUGUUAUGCCACACCCCAGCCUCAACUUCUUCAGUCCUCUUUCUGACUGAAUGUUUUCCUGGGUGGGGAGAACAGCAGCUGCAUGUUUUCCAUGACAAUGCAACACUCUUGGUCAAACCAUUAAAAGAAGAGCACAACCCAGACUUUAAACACUCACUGGUAUCUGGAAGGAUUAAUCAGGAGUGCUGGUUGAGCUGUAACGUUGAAGUAGCACAUUGCACAUGGUUUCCCUAAUUUGCUUUCUUCUUGAAGUUUUAAAAUGUGUAAUUUUAUGCACUAUAAUAAUUACGCCGAAGGAGAUUUUACACUUGAUCCUCUAGGAUUAGAUUGAAGUUUGCUUUCAUUUGGUGGCUAGAAAAAUAAUGCCUGCUGCAGUUGUCCUCAGAAGCCCAAUGUAAGCAAUCUCUCAAUGCUAAGCCUUUAAUGUUUAAUACCCACAUGAGUCACGUGACAAUGCAAGAACAUAAAUGAGCUUUAUGUGGUCAACAAACCGGUUUAGUAAGUAUGGAAUGGUCAUGUAUCAGCAAGUCCUUGUCAUGUAUGUAUUUUCUUUGUUUUAUUCUUUGCUGUGACCUUUUCACCCUGAUGCAGUUCCUCUUCGGGAAUGAAGGCAAAAUGAGCAUAUUUCCAUGUACUACUAUUUCAUACCUUUUUUGUUUUAAUAUUUUUAUUACUGAGCCCUUUUUGCUAUACUUCUUUCUUUUUGUGUGUGUAUGUGGCUGUCACUAGUCACCUCCAUGACUCAGCCAAAGAGAUGCAAUGCAGAAUUUUAUUUCAAGGGCAGGAAGGAACAAACUUUAGCAGGAGUGCUGAUCUAGGGGUUAAAGUUAGCAGACGCAUAACAUGACACUCCAGCAGUCUGUGUUUUAAUGUAUCUAGAGAUGUGUAGAGUGAUGUGAGACAUUUUACAUUUCCCUGAUAACAUGAGCAGCUGUUAAAUGAAGGACCUCAGUGAACAGGAGUAUUUCUAUAGGUGAUCUGUAGGUGUGUAAAAACAUUUUCCGGCUGUUUCUGUCCGCAGAGAUCCUGCCCUGUGCAUCAAGGUGUGAUACGAAUGUUUGCUUUCAAUGUUUUAUAAAUGACCAAACAUGGAUGUCAAUAUUGAUGCUCACCGUCCAAAGGUAAACAUGAACCAUAAAUGUUUUACACUUAUGAAUAGUGGAUUUUUUUUUAAAAUAUAAUAUAAAUGGUGUAUGUAAAAUUGGUUUUGACUGUGACACUAAAAGUAAUUGUCAUGAAGGCACAGAGCUUGAAGCUGAAAUAAAACCAUAUUAGUAAACACAG